AUCACUAGUGUGCGGUAACAAACAUGGCGUCCUCCGCAGCUCGGUGUACCGCACGCUGGGUAACAGUCACUGUGUCCUCUAAUGUCCGGACUUGCAGCACUUUUGCCUCUAGGCCUAAUGGACCAGACCGAGCUUUGGCGAAAUUCCUGCGUGGCAUGUUUUGGUCUAGCGGCAGCACAGCUGGAGAAGGAAUGGGGAAAGCGGUGACAUUGACAGGCUUAUUAGGUGGAAACCCUUAUCAGGUCCUGCCCAAGAAGUCUUUUCACAAUACUGCCACUGUUAGUAAUAAAAAUGACUAUUACCAGGUUCUCGGUGUACCACGCUCAGCGUCACAGAAAGAGAUCAAGAAAGCAUAUUACCAAAUGGCAAAGAAAUAUCAUCCAGACACAAACAAAGAAGACCCGCAGGCCAAGGAAAAAUUUGCACAACUGGCUGAAGCCUAUGAGGUCCUCAGUGAUGAGGUGAAGAGGAAGCAGUACGAUACUUAUGGAUCAGCUGGGUUUGGGUCGGCCAGUGGUGGAGCGGGUCAGCAGCAUUACUGGAGCAGCAGCACUGGGGUGGACCCUGAGGAACUCUUCCGCAAGAUUUUUGGGGAAUUUUCUGGAGCGCGAGGCUUUGGGGACUUUAAUAGCAUCUUUGAUCAGCCACAGGAGUAUGUGAUGGAGCUCACUUUUGCACAAGCUGUCAAAGGCGUAAAUAAGGAACUAACAGUGAACAUUGAUGCCACCUGCAAACGCUGUAAUGGAAAAGGCCAUGAGCCAGGUUCAAAGAUUCAGCACUGCCACCACUGCAAUGGCACAGGAAUGGAGACGGUGAAAACAGGGCCAUUUGUCAUGCGCUCAACGUGUCGGCAGUGUGGCGGACGUGGCGUGAUCACCACCCGCUGCACAGAGUGUAAAGGAACGGGGCAGACCAAGCAGAGACGCACUGUCACGGUUCCUGUUCCUGCUGGUAUUGAAGAAGGGCAGACAGUUAGGAUGCCUGUGGAAAAUAAAGAGAUCUUCAUCACGUUCAGGGUCCAGAAGAGUCUUGUGUUCAGGAGAGACGGGGCAGAUGUCCACUCAGACGUUCAGGUUUCGGUGGCUCAGGCCAUCCUGGGAGGCACAGUAAGAGCGCAAGGACUCUAUGACACGCUAAAUCUUUCUAUCCCUGCUGGCGUCCAGGACGAUCAGAAGAUCAGGCUUUCUGGAAAGGGAAUCGCCCGAGUUAGUGGCUAUGGAUUUGGUGAUCAUUACAUUCACUUCAAGAUUAAAGUACCCAAGACACUAACUGACAGACAGCGUGCCCACAUUAUGAGCUAUGCAGAAGAUGAAGUAGAUGUGGACGGAACUGUAAAUGGAGUCACCACAACCACUACAGGUAAAAGAUCUACAGGAAACUGAGAGAGCAGAGUCAGUGACGACACAGAGCAGGUGCUAUGACAAGACUGCUGGACACAGAAGGAGGAGAAAGAGUGAGAGACCUCACACUUUACAAUCAGACAGCUAUGGCACAACAUGUCUGCAUGCACCAGCUCCUUGGAGCCUUAUGGAACAUGAUCAUUUCUACAAGGACUCUUCUGAUUCACACUGAAGAUGAUCUCGCUAGUUUUAUGUGCAGCGCCAUCCAGUCUGGGGAACGAAUUCAGAGAGAGCAUGAAAUGACUUGCUUCAGAAUCAAUACAUUUUAUGUUUUGGGUCAACAAUUGUGUGCGUUAUUCCUAAUUCAUGUAGAAUUACCUCACCGUCCAUAAAAUGUGCUUAUAGAAUCCUGUGUGGAAGUUAGUUGUGGGUUUUUCAGACUUCAGGUUCUGAUCUCUUUCUUUGCACAGAGAGAGGCGAGUGUCUGGCCAUGUUCACUUUAGAACCCUGUAAUCUCUGCUCUGCCUCAUGAGCUCUUCCUGUUUCAUUUUUACCUUUAAUUUAAUGGACAACGAACAUAAAACAUCACAAUACUUAUUUAAACAGUGACAUUUCACUGACAGGAACAUAGCAGAUCAAAUGCGUGGAUUAAGAGUUUUAGUCUAACAGUUGGUAGCUAAUAAGAACACAUUUCUGACAUACACACUUAUCAGCAAAAUGUUACUAAUCCUAAGAUAAUUGUACUGUUAAGCUGCUCUGCUGUAGUACAAUCCUCAUUUAAAGGUAUAUUAUGUAAAAAUGCAAAAUAAAUCAGAAUAUGGACUCUCA
Clarias gariepinus (North African catfish) is the source of this 2168-nucleotide messenger RNA. RefSeq names its product DnaJ heat shock protein family (Hsp40) member A3a (gene dnaja3a). The transcript has 11 exons. Gene Ontology annotation, molecular function: ATP binding; protein kinase binding; heat shock protein binding. Gene Ontology annotation, cellular component: mitochondrion. The record is from RefSeq and is a predicted model, not a curated record. The coding region runs from base 24 to 1382 and encodes 452 amino acids. Gene Ontology annotation, biological process: response to heat; mitochondrion organization; negative regulation of apoptotic process. Lineage: Eukaryota; Metazoa; Chordata; Actinopteri; Siluriformes; Clariidae.